Molecule: messenger RNA, 3059 nt
Organism: Marmota flaviventris (yellow-bellied marmot)
Lineage: Eukaryota; Metazoa; Chordata; Mammalia; Rodentia; Sciuridae
Source: RefSeq, a predicted model, not a curated record
AUGGGUGACUCAGGUGCGGACACCUUGGCAGUGUUUAUGGCCAGCAGCGGAACCACAGACGUCGCAAAUCGGAACAGCCCAGCCACACCACCAAACACCCUUAAUCUCCGUUCUUCACACAAUGAACUGCUGAAUGCUGAAAUAAAACACUCAGACACCAAGAACAGCACACCUCCCAAAUGCAGGAAAAAAUAUGCACUGACUAACAUCCAGGCGGCAAUGGGCCUCUCGGAUCCGGCUGCACAGCCCCUCCUGGGAAACGGCUCAGCCAACAUCAAGCUGGUGAAAAAUGGGGAGAACCAGCUCCGAAAGGCUGCCGAGCAAGGACAGCAGGACCCCAACAAAAACAUCAGCCCCGCUGCAGUCAUCAACAUAACUUCUGAGAAGUUAGAAGGUAAAGAGCCCCACCCACAGGAUUCCUCCAGCUGUGAGAUUUUACCCUCCCAGCCCAGGAGAACUAAGAGCUUCCUAAAUUACUAUGCAGACCUGGAAACCUCAGCCCGAGAACUGGAGCAGAACCUUGGCAACUGCCAUGGGGUCGGGGAAGAGAAAGCCCAGCCAGGUCAGGGCCAGGUCCCUGCUGCCAUCAUCGGGAAUGGUGACUUGCUGCUGCAGAAACCAAACAAACCCCAGUCCAGCCCGGAAGACGGGCAAGUAGCCACAGUGUCCUCCAGCCCAGAGACCAAAAAGGAUCAUCCUAAGACAGGGGCCAAAACCGACUGUGCACUCCACCGGAUCCAGAACCUGGCGCCAAGCGAUGAGGAGUCGAGCUGGACGACAUUGUCCCAAGACAGUGCUUCCCCCAGCUCCCCGGAUGAAACAGAUAUCUGGAGUGAUCAGUCAUUUCAGACAGAUCCGGAUUUGCCGCCUGGCUGGAAAAGAAUCAAUGACAUCGCUGGGACCUAUUACUGGCACAUCCCAACAGGAACAACUCAGUGGGAACGGCCUGUCUCCAUCCCCGCAGAUAUCCAGGGUUCUAGGAAAGGGUCACUUAGCUCUGUAACGCCAUCUCCCACCCCAGAGAAUGAGAAACAGCCAUGGAGUGAUUUUGCUGUUCUGAAUGGGGGAAAGAUUAAUAGUGACAUUUGGAAGGAUUUGCACGCGGCCACAGUUAACCCAGACCCCAGUUUAAAAGAGUUCGAAGGAGCAACGCUACGUUAUGCAUCUUUGAAACUCAGAAAUGUCCCUCAUGCUGAUGAUGACGAUUCUUGUAGUAUCAACAGUGACCCAGAAGCCAAGUGUUUCGCUGUGCGCUCUCUGGGAUGGGUAGAGAUGGCAGAGGAGGACCUCGCCCCUGGAAAAAGCAGCGUUGCUGUCAACAAUUGCAUCAGGCAGCUCUCUUACUGCAAAAAUGACAUCCGAGAUACAGUUGGCAUUUGGGGAGAGGGCAAAGACAUGUACCUGAUACUGGAGAACGACAUGCUCAGCCUGGUCGACCCCAUGGACCGCACAGUGCUGCACUCACAGCCCAUCGUGAGCAUCCGUGUGUGGGGCGUGGGCCGCGACAAUGGCCGGGAUUUUGCUUAUGUAGCAAGAGAUAAAGAUACCAGAAUUUUGAAAUGUCAUGUAUUUCGAUGUGACACACCAGCAAAAGCCAUUGCCACAAGUCUCCACGAAAUUUGUUCCAAGAUUAUGGCUGAACGGAAGAAUGCCAAAGCCCUGGCCUGCAGCUCCUCGCAGGAGAGGACUAGUGUGAAUCCCGAAGUCCCUUUGCAAGUAGAUUUCCCAACGCCAAAGACUGAACUGGUCCAGAAGUUCCACGUGCAGUACUUGGGCAUGUUACCUGUCGACAGACCAGUCGGAAUGGACACCCUGAACAGUGCCAUAGAGAGUCUGAUGACCUCAUCUAACAAGGAGGAUUGGCCAUCAGUGAACAUGAAUGUGGCCGAUGCCACCGUGACGGUCAUCAGUGAAAAGAAUGAAGAGGAGACCUUGGUGGAGUGCCGGGUGCGAUUCCUGUCCUUCAUGGGUGUCGGGAAGGAUGUCCACACGUUUGCCUUCAUCAUGGACACUGGGAACCAGCGCUUUGAGUGCCACGUGUUCUGGUGCGAGCCCAAUGCUGGUAACGUGUCGGAGGCGGUCCAGGCAGCCUGCAUGUUACGAUAUCAGAAGUGCUUGGUAGCCCGGCCACCUUCACAGAAAGUUCGACCACCUCCUCCGCCUGCAGACUCAAUGACCAGAAGAGUCACAACCAAUGUAAAACGAGGGGUCUUAUCCCUCAUUGACACUUUGAAACAGAAACGUCCUGUCACAGAAACACCCUAGUUGCAUAUGUUAAAGGACUGUCAUCUUUACCUGAAGAUGGAGUAGCUGAAAAAAAAAAAAAAAAGAACUGAUCUCGGCCUUCCAUUCCGUUGCUGAUGCUUUGUCUUCAGAGAAUUCAUCUGUACCCGAGCAGUGUUAGACAGGCAUGUUCUCUCGUCUUGCCACCAUCUUGUGCUAUGAAAAGAAGCAUGAAUCUUUUUUUUUUUUUUUUUCCUGUCAGUAAGUUACAUCCUGAGCAGUGGAAGGUCUUUUUCUUACUGUAAAUAUUGUGAACAUUAUGACUUCGCACAUGCAGAGAAGAAUGUGACCCCAGCCCCUCCUAGUGAACAAUGCUAUGUCCUUGGAGUGAAUGAUGCCUGCAUUCUCUCACUGUCCUCUCAACUGGAUCUGUCACAAGCAACCUUCAAGUCCUGCAGCACUUUGCCCUGUUUUCAACGUUGGAAACAUGGAGACGCUGCAUAGCAGAUACCAUUGAAUUGCUGUAAAGAUAGGAUGACGAGUUGGGGUUUUAGUUUUUCAUAAAAUUGGACCUGUUGGUUAACAAAUCUGGCAGUUGGCAUCCGUAUAGAAACCAACUGGCAGCUUUCCUUGACGAGCUGUGUGACACAUGGAUGCCAUGUCAUGUCUCCAGCUGAUGGUGGGAUGUUGGAAAAGAGUGGAACUUUAAAAUGGAUGAAAAACUAAAUUUGAGGAAUUAAAAUCGAACAAAAAAAAUAGCCUUUCUUUUCAGAUGGUUUUCAAACUGAUUAUUUUCAAAAAGAGAUUAACAAAAUCAUAAUGCAUUUUGGGUGGGA